AUGAGAUACUGGCAGAGCAUAGUGGCGACCAAACACAAUGGAAUGAGCCAACAAGUGUCGCCGCGGUGCACGACAUCAAGUUUGCAAUAUUCUCAGUUGCCGAAGGUUUUUAUAGUUUCCACAAAAUAUCGUAAACUUUUCAAAAGAUUUUCAGGUAAAACCGGACGACCAUUUGUCGCCCAAUACUCGUGUACUCAUCACAAAGCUCGAGGUUUGUCAGAUAGUAUGCUAAGAAAAAGCCGAUCAAUAAUGUCCAUGGUUUUCGGAAGGAAAAAAGCAAAGGAUCGUGCGGAGAAAGGACAUCCGUAUGUAGAAGCAUCAGUAUCUCACGCCCUCGUUGUAAUAUUUCUUGAAUACUUUGCAUGGGGACUGCUGACAGUGCCCGUUAUAAAUGUUCUUGCCGAAACGUUUCCAACUAAUAAGUUUCUGAUGAAUGGGCUUGUGUUAGGAGUUAAAGGCCUCCUAUCGUUCUUGUCGGCUCCUCUUGUCGGUGCACUUUCCGAUGUAUGGGGUCGUAAAGCAUUUCUGAUUUUGACGGUGUUAUGUACCUGUAUGCCGAUUCCAUGUCUGAAAAUCAGUCCAUGGUGGUACUUCUCUCUGUUCAGUCUCAGUGGUCUUUUCUCCGUAACGUUCAGUGUAAUAUUGGCAUAUGUAGCAGAUAUCACGGAUAAAUCGGAGCGAUCUUCAGCAUAUGGUCUUGUCUCUGCUACAUUCGCAGCUUCCCUCGUGACUUCGCCAGCUCUUGGGGCCUACAUAUCAGAAGUAUAUGGAGACAGUUUUGUCGUUCUUCUUGCCACAAUCGUCUCUAUCGCCGACGUCGUCUUUAUUGUUCUUUUUGUUCCCGAAUCGUUGCCAUCACGUCGAAACACUGGAUCCUCUUCACAGAUCACACCGAACGAGGUGUUCAAUUGGCAACAGGCAGAUCCUUUCGGAUCGUUGAGAAUCGUGUGGGAAGAUAAGUUGGUUCUUCAACUCGCCACUAUAGUCUUCUUAUCAUACCUGCCCGAGUCUGGUCAGUUCUCAUGCUUCUUUGUCUAUCUUAAGCUUGUUGUCGGCUUCUCACCGGAAGCCGUCGCCAUGUACAUUGGACUUGUUGGAAUUCUCUCAGUUGUGGCUCAAACUGGUUUUCUUCAUUGUCUGACAAGCAGAUUUGGUACAAAGCACACAAUCACGCUCGGUUUGAUAUUUCAGCUGAUCCAACUGACGUGGUAUGGACUCGGCACUCAAUACUGGAUGAUGUGGGCAGCUGGAGUAUUGGCUGCCAUGAGCAGUAUCACUUAUCCAUCAAUCUCGGCAUUCGUCUCAAUUCUUUCGGACAAGGAUAAACAAGGAACGGUCCAGGGUGUGAUCACGGGAAUUCGUGGGUUGUGUACCGGAUUUGGACCCGCACUUUUUGGCACAGUCUUCUACUUGUUCGACGUAGAUUUAGAGGAUGAGAAAAGCGCCGGACCGUUAUCGCUGAUGGCACCAAGGAAGAUUCCAGAAAAAAUAUUGGCGCCUAGUAGAAAUGAGAGUUCGUGGAUCCAACAACAAGUAGAACGAGCAGCUGCGUUUGACUGGCAGUUCAUUCCGGGACCUCCGUUCUUGAUAGGUGCCAUGAUGGUACUAUUCGCUUUACUCAUAAACUCAACACUUCCUCACACGCCGGCAGCAUCGAAAUAUUUCCGAAGGUCACCAACCCAUUCUCGACAGUCAUCAGAUACUGCACGUCUUCUGAGCAAUUCGGAUUCUUCACCUCAUUGCUGA
Molecule: messenger RNA, 1746 nt
Organism: Caenorhabditis briggsae
Lineage: Eukaryota; Metazoa; Nematoda; Chromadorea; Rhabditida; Rhabditidae
Exons: 10
Coding region: 1-1746 (581 amino acids)
Biological process (GO): transmembrane transport
Cellular component (GO): membrane
Molecular function (GO): transmembrane transporter activity
Source: RefSeq, a predicted model, not a curated record